Molecule: messenger RNA, 1128 nt
Organism: Mollisia scopiformis
Lineage: Eukaryota; Fungi; Ascomycota; Leotiomycetes; Helotiales; Mollisiaceae
Product: cellulase-domain-containing protein
Exons: 12
Coding region: 1-1128 (375 amino acids)
Biological process (GO): glucan catabolic process
Molecular function (GO): hydrolase activity, hydrolyzing O-glycosyl compounds
Source: RefSeq, a predicted model, not a curated record
AUGAUGCUACGAUUUUCGUUGGUAACUUCGAUAGUUUCUGCGGCACCAACCACAGUUAUCAGCAGCACGACAAGCUCUCGGGUUCUGACAACAAAGACAUGCACAACGUCAAUAGCCCCGCCGAAUAGCGCAGGAACUGUGGAAAUGGCGGGUGUUAACUUGUCCGGAUUUGAUUGGGGAUGUGGUACAGAUUACAAGGGAUCAUGCGACAUCACGAUUACUCAAUCACCGAUGAAACCCAAUUUCGAUGCUGGAGGACAAAUGAUUCAUUUCGUCAAUGAUGACGGCUAUAGGGUUUUCCGUCUUCCAGUUGGAUGGCAGUGGCUUAUCAAUAGUGCUGGAACCGCAAGUGGUGUGUUGAAUGCAGCAAAUACUGCCUUGUAUGAUCAGUUCGUUCAAGCAUGUCUUGCAACUGGUGCCUCGUGCAUCAUUGAUAUCCACAAUUAUGGAAGAUUUGAUGGAGAGAUUAUUGGACAAGGAGGACCUUCCAAUGCUAUCUUUGCUCAGUUGUGGGGUAAUAUUGCAGCGAAAUAUGCUAGCCAACCAAAAGACGUACACGCCGCAUUUGAUUGUGACAUUGCUAAUCCAACGACAGUAAACAUUACACUAUGGGCGCAAACAGUCCAAACUGCUGUCACUCGCACAGCAGGUGCAUCGAACAUGAUUCUCCUACCCGGUACUGACUGGCUUGCUGUCUGGGCUUUCGUAGGAGACUCGGCAGCAGCACUCUCUACUGAAAAAACUCAAGUCACAAAUCCUGAUGGUUCCUACACCAACCUCGUUUUCGAUGUUCACCAAUACCUCGAUGACGGUACUGGAUCGCAUCCAGACUGUACCACAGAUGCUAUAUCAUGGGGCUUCGAGCCAUUGGCACAAUGGCUUAGAUGCAAUGGACGACAAGCCUUCUUGACCGAAACGGGUGGUGGAAAUACAGCAAGUUGCGUGGAAUAUAUGUGCAACGUCGUCCCAUUUUUGAACGCAAAUUCGGAUGUGUAUGUUGGGUAUGUUGGUUGGGCUGCUGGUGGAAUGGCUCAGGAUUACGUUCUCAGCGAGACACCUAAUCUUCUUCCAAACGGAACGUGGGUGGAUCAGCUUUUGGUUUCGUCGUGCAUGGCACGAAAGGGAUAG